Liolophura sinensis is the source of this 521-nucleotide messenger RNA. Its product is annotated as small ribosomal subunit protein uS15. The coding region runs from base 4 to 459 and encodes 151 amino acids. NCBI's taxonomy places the organism in Eukaryota, Metazoa, Mollusca, Polyplacophora, Chitonida, Chitonidae. Gene Ontology annotation, cellular component: cytosolic small ribosomal subunit; ribosome; nucleolus. The record is from RefSeq and is a predicted model, not a curated record. Gene Ontology annotation, molecular function: structural constituent of ribosome; small ribosomal subunit rRNA binding. The transcript has 6 exons. Gene Ontology annotation, biological process: translation.
AUCAUGGGUCGCAUGCACAAUUUUGGCAAGGGUAUUUCCCAGUCAGCAUUGCCCUACAGGCGUUCUAUUCCAACUUGGCUAAAGUUGACAUCAGAAGAUGUUGAGGAACAGAUCUACAAACUGGCCCGUAAAGGCUUAACCCCAUCACAGAUUGGCGUGAUAUUGAGGGAUUCUCAUGGCGUUGCCCAGGUGCGAUUCGUCACAGGUAACAAGAUCCUGCGUAUCCUCAAAGCUAAGGGUUUGGCCGCUGAUAUUCCAGAAGACCUGUAUCACCUGAUCAAGAAGGCUGUGGCCAUUCGCAAGCAUCUGGAGAGGAACAGGAAGGACAAAGAUUCCAAGUUCCGUUUGAUUCUGGUUGAGAGUCGUAUCCACCGUCUGGCCAGAUACUACAAGACCAAGAGGGUCCUGCCUCCCAACUGGAAAUAUGAGUCCUCCACAGCCUCAGCCUUGGUCGCCUAAUGGACUCUCCAGUCAGAAUUAUUAUACACAUUAUGUGAUUAAAUAACUGAGGAAGAGUGAAA